Messenger RNA from Oncorhynchus masou masou (cherry salmon), 1183 nucleotides. RefSeq names its product putative C->U-editing enzyme APOBEC-4. The coding region runs from base 29 to 1183 and encodes 384 amino acids. NCBI's taxonomy places the organism in Eukaryota, Metazoa, Chordata, Actinopteri, Salmoniformes, Salmonidae. The transcript has 3 exons. The record is from RefSeq and is a predicted model, not a curated record.
UACACAGUGACUGUCUGAAGAGCUGUGGAUGACAAAGACUGAAGGAAGUGUUGCACAUUACCAGACACACAGAGGGGCCAGUGCGACACAGAGCCUACACUAUCUCUGGAUCAGUGACGGAACAAGAGGAGAAAACAGGAUGGAGGCAGACAAAAAGACAGUCAGUGUGAUGAGUGACCAUCAGGCAGCAUCCAGAUCUCCUGACUGCCCUCAGUGUCCCCAACACAUCCUGACAGGGGCAGAGGCAGCCGUGUCCUACUCCCAGUUCUGUGAAGCAUUUGGCUUUCCCAUGGGGCCCUCGGGGGCCAGGGCCCUGCGGCUGUUCUAUGAGCUAUGGGGCUCCAGUGGGACCUUAGUCAAGAGGGGCCAGGCUAGCAACUGUCUUGCACAAGGUCAACACCCUGAGCCCCUGCUGUUUGACCAUCAGGGCUACUUGUCCUCAGUACUAGAUUUGUGUGAGGAAGUGAGCUACAUCAUACUGUACUGUAACUACACGCCGUGCCAGGAGUGUUCCCAGACCCUGAUCUCCUUCUUGCUGCACUAUCCAUGGGUGCGCCUGGAUCUGCUCUUCUCCCAGCUCUACCACACAGCCCCCAGCCAGACCCACAGUCUGGACAACCAAACAGGCCUCCGCAGCCUGGCUGCCCUCUGGCCUCGACUCACCCUCAGCCUCAUCUCUGGAGCUGCUUGGGGGCAUCUGCUAAGGUGUUUUGUUAGAGAUGUCCCACCGUCGGCCCUACAGCUCCCCCUGCUGCCUGAGAGGGUAGAGGCGGACAGGGUUAAUGCAAUUCAGAUAUCAGCUAUUACAGGCAUAGGCCCUGCCUUUUUGGACCUCCCACUGAGGACAUACACAGAGCCUGUGGAGAGAACCCACACUCCCCAAGCGCUCACCCUGCUCUCUCCCCCACACCUGAACACAUCCAUGCACAUCUCCACACCCCAAUCUAGGGUAGUUAAUGCCCCCUUCCCAGCCUAUCUUCACCCUAUCAAUGUGGUCAGACAUGCCAGGAUGCCUGCACCUUGGAGGGGUCAACCCCAAUCUCCUCCCUCUUCCCCUGGGUUCUUCUCCCCCUGCUCGCUCUGUGGCUGCCUGGGCGACCGGGAGGUAGAGAAGGAAGUGCCAACAGCAGUCAGUCAGUCCCAGCACAGAGACUUGAAAAGAGGAAGAUCCAGAAGAACAUAG